AUGACGUUGGCAUUUCUGGCUGUGGUGCCGCUAGUCGCCGCUCACCUGGAUAAGGCGUUUAUGUCUCCUCAAAUAUUGAAUGCGUCUCCGAAAUUCGAGAUCAAAUAUGUGGACUCAUUGAGUCCGACAGAACCGGUGGAAACCGUCGAAAUGAUGCUACGUGGACAUCGUUACAGCUGCCAGAUCCCGCUGAACACUGUUGAUCAGUUUGACACUCUGCCAAUCGAUGAAGACAAGGUCAUGGCGCAAGCUGUGGAUGUUUUGAACGAAAAAGAUUGGUGCAGAUUCAAGCUAGAUGGCUACUGGGGGUACCGGUAUUGCGUGGGCGGGGAUUUGUUGCAGUUUGUACCCGAGUGGCAGAGUAAAGAGUAUUUCGUGAUUUCCAAAAAACAUUACAACUAUACUCUUGGCCAGGCCACUGACAAUGUGACUCUAGGACGUAAGAAUGGUUUAACCUACCUCAAAACCGAGUAUGCAAACGGAACCGUCUGUGAUCUGACGGGAGAGCCUCGCAAGGCAGAUAUUAUUUAUUAUUGCGACACAGAAGCAAAAGAGAUUAUUGUAAAGUCCAUUCACGAAGUUGCGAGCUGUGAGUACGAGGCAUAUAUUGCUCGGCCGGAGCUUUGUUCGAUACCGGAGUUUGUUCUAGAGAGCCGCAGAAAUACUAUCAACUGUGUUGAUCUCGACAUGGAGUAUGAAGAGGUGGUUAAUGAGGACCAGGACGAAACUGAAGAGGCCCAAGAUCAAGCUCAAGUUGCCGACAAUCUCGAAGUUCAAGACCAGGCUGUUUUCGAACCGGGUGUUGAUCGCCUGGCUGACGCUGAAAACGAACUGACCCACGAUGCUCGGCCUGAUGCCCAGCCUGAUGCUCGGCCUGAAGAUCCCCAGCCUGAUGAUGCUAACCCUGAAGAUGCCCACCCUAAAGAUAUCCACUCUGAAGAUAUCCACCCUGAAGAUAUUCAGCCUGAAGAUCCCCAGCCUCAAGUAAUUUUCAGGGAAAUCCAAGAGCCAAAGGAUAGUGAAAGUGAAGUCCAGGUAACGGAAUCGACCCUUGAAAGUAAUACUCAAAAUGAAGCGAAGCAUCAAGCCGAUGUCAAUCACGACGACCCUUAG
Wickerhamiella sorbophila is the source of this 1113-nucleotide messenger RNA. Its product is annotated as Protein OS-9. Gene Ontology annotation, biological process: endoplasmic reticulum unfolded protein response; retrograde protein transport, ER to cytosol. The record is from RefSeq and is a predicted model, not a curated record. NCBI's taxonomy places the organism in Eukaryota, Fungi, Ascomycota, Dipodascomycetes, Dipodascales, Trichomonascaceae. Bases 1 to 1113 code for a protein of 370 amino acids. The transcript has a single exon. Gene Ontology annotation, cellular component: endoplasmic reticulum lumen.